AUGGCUGCUGCAGCUGUGCUUGAUGGUACCCCGGCUGUCGUUGACUGGCCAGAUCGCUAUCAUCACGUCGACCAGAUUCUCGACAAGCCAGGUCCCCGCACAGAUCCGUCUUUCCUGGCUGGUAAUGAGGUCAAAGACUUUCUGCGGAACAAAUGCAAGAUCCUGGUCAUUGGUGCCGGUGGUCUGGGCUGUGAGAUCUUGGCGAACCUCGCCCUGUCUGGGUUCAAGGAUAUUCAUGUCAUUGAUAUGGACACCAUCGACAUCAGUAACCUGAAUAGACAGUUUCUCUUCAGACCAAAGGAUGUCGGCAAACCCAAGGCGAUCGUCGCUGCAGAAUUCAUCAUGAAGCGUGUUCCUGGUGUCAUUGUCUCUCCAUAUUAUGGCAAAAUCCAGGACAAGGACGAUGACUACUACAUGCAAUUCAACCUCGUUAUCUGUGGUCUUGAUUCCGUAGAGGCGCGACGGUGGAUCAACGCUACCCUUGUUAACUUGGUUGAUCCGGAAAACCCAGAAAGCUUGAAACCUCUGAUUGAUGGUGGCACAGAAGGCUUCAAGGGCCAAGCACGUGUGAUACUCCCGACCGUCUCAUCGUGCUACGAAUGCUCUCUAGACAUGCUCAACAAGCCCACCGCUUUCCCCAUCUGUACCAUCGCUAAUACACCACGUCUGCCGGAACAUUGCAUAGAAUGGGCAUCAGUACUGGAGUGGCCGCGUGUGUUCGGAGACAAGAAGCUCGACACGGACGAUCCGGAGCACAUCAGCUGGCUGUAUACGACAGCCUCGGCGCGCGCGAAGGAGUUCAAGAUCGAGGGUGUCACAUGGUCGUUAACCCAAGGAGUGGUCAAAAAUAUCAUUCCUGCGAUCGCGUCGACAAAUGCCAUCAUUGCAGCGUCAUGUUGCAAUGAAGCAUUCAAGAUUGCGACGAGCUCUGCGGCAUACCUCAACAACUACUUCAUGCUGAUCGGAGUCGACGGCGUGUAUUCGUACACCUUUGAGCACGAGAAGCGGGACGACUGCCCCGUGUGCGGUGGCGAGGCGCUGGAUAUUUCAAUCAGCAAGGAGUGGACCGUCGACCGCCUCAUCGAGAUGCUCAUCGAGAAGCAGGACAUCCAAAUCAAGAAACCGUCUUUGUCCACUACGACGAAGCAAAUCUACUUCCAGGCGCCGCCGCAGCUUGAGGAGCUCACGCGGCCAAAUCUUGAGAAGAAGGUAUCAGAGCUGAUCGAGGAUGGCGACCAUAUCACGGUAACGGCGUCAACGCUCCCGUUCAACCUGACGUUGCGGAUCAAGUAUGUCUGAGAGUAGGCGGACCUCAGCUGCCUAGAUGAGAGGACUGUACGAUGAAGUGUGCUGCAAUCUUAAUACUCGGUGUACAACAUUAUCUGGAUCAGACUUGAACGUGUAGUGCAACGCACGGAGAGAUCAAUAAAUACAAACCGUCAGACCUC
This is a messenger RNA of Postia placenta MAD-698-R-SB12, 1448 nucleotides long. RefSeq lists its product as hypothetical. NCBI's taxonomy places the organism in Eukaryota, Fungi, Basidiomycota, Agaricomycetes, Polyporales, Adustoporiaceae. The transcript is spliced from 8 exons. The record is from RefSeq and is a predicted model, not a curated record. Gene Ontology annotation, biological process: protein neddylation. Gene Ontology annotation, cellular component: nucleus; cytoplasm. Bases 1 to 1299 code for a protein of 432 amino acids. Gene Ontology annotation, molecular function: NEDD8 activating enzyme activity.